CUAAAAAUUCCCGAGUAUGUACUUCUUUUAGCUUUCUGUUUCAAAUAAUAGAAUACGUUAAUCUACUUCUAAGUGCAAAUCUAACAUAAUUUUUUUUACAGAGGAUUGGUUGUCAAAGUAACUCUCUUUGGUAGAAUACUUACCCAAUUGAAUGCCAUACUUGCAAAUUCGGGUGAUCGUCGUCCCAUCCUGGUCAUUACAUCAACAUAUGUCACUCCUUUCAAAGGAGAGAACACCUUCACCUCAACUGGGG
Molecule: messenger RNA, 253 nt
Organism: Linum tenue
Lineage: Eukaryota; Viridiplantae; Streptophyta; Magnoliopsida; Malpighiales; Linaceae
Source: the annotation of a GenBank genome assembly